Messenger RNA from Phyllotreta striolata, 3551 nucleotides. NCBI's taxonomy places the organism in Eukaryota, Metazoa, Arthropoda, Insecta, Coleoptera, Chrysomelidae. The record is from the annotation of a GenBank genome assembly.
UUGACACUGACACAUGUGUCUUUUGAAUAAGAAGGUUAAGUGGAUUGUGGUCAAAUUUUGAAAUUUAGAAAAAUGUCGAAAAAGCGAGGUAAUAAGAAAAAUCUAGACGACGAUUUUGAAGAAACCAACAGUAUUACUAGUGAAAAGGAAAAGCCGGCUCCUAAAUCUAAAAGUAAGGCCGGUAAGAAAGGGAAGAAAGGCAAAGAUGGUUGGAGUGAUGACGAGGAUCUUGACCAAGGUAAAGAAAUCGUCGAUAAAUCAGAACCGAUCGAAUCUAAGCCUGCUUCAAAAAAGAAAGCCAAGAAAGGAAAGGCCAAUAAAAACGACGAUUGGUCCGAUAAAGAAGAAGACAUCAAACUUUCUGAUGAAGAAACAAAGCCUGCAUUUAUAGCAGCUAAAAAGUCUGCCAAGAAGAAUAAGAAAAAGAAAGGCGAUUGGUCAGACGAUGAAGACAUUGAAGUUAAGCUAUCGGAGAGCGAAGAUGAGAAUGUACCACAAAUAGUAAAAAAAUCGUUAAAGAAGAAUAAAAAGAAGAAAGAAGUGGAUAUAGAUGAUGAGUUAGAUGUUGAUUCUGAAAUUAGUGAAUCUGCAAAGGAUAAGAGUAAUGAUAAGAAUGAUGUCGAUAAUGAAUCUCAGGAUGAAGGAAGCCUUAAAUCCGUGGAAGAGUUACCGUUACCCACAAAAUCCAAAAAGAAAAGUAAAACCCAAAACUUGAAAUCCGAACCAUCUGCCCCAGAUGAUAACGUAGAAGAAAUAUCGGAUAAACCAAUCGAAAAUGGUACAAGUAGUAAAGCUGAUGAAACAGUAGCAAAAGAAACACCAGCCAAGGAAAUAGAGGAAAUAACCGAAAAGCUCAGCUCGACCGAUAUCGGCGAUCAAUCGGAAUCGAAAGAAAAAAAAUUAACUCACAAAGAGAAGAAAAAGAUGAAGAAAAUGCAGCAAUACGAACAGCAAAUGGAGACGAUGCUGAAGAAGGGCGGACAAGGCCAUUCCGAAUUAGACAGCAACUUUACCGUAACGCAGGCGCAGAAAACCGCUGGGCAAUUGGCUGCGUUCGAAAAUGCAGUCGAUAUAAAAGUCGAGAAUUUCAGUAUAGCCGCUAAAGGAAACGAUUUGUUCAUUAACGCGAAUUUAUUAAUUGCUCAAGGCAGACAUUACGGCUUAGUCGGCCCCAACGGACACGGAAAGACUACAUUGCUGCGACACAUAGCCCAAAGAGCCUUCGAGAUCCCUCCCAACAUCGACAUACUCUACUGCGAACAAGAAGUAGUAGCGGAUGACAACACUGCAGUCGAAACCGUCCUAGCUGCCGACGUUAAAAGGAACAAUUUACUCAAAGAAUGCAAAGAAUUGGAGGCUGCUUUCAACGGCGGCAACUUGGAAGUUCAAGAAAAAUUAAACGAUGUUUACGCGGAAUUGAAAGCCAUCGGGGCCGAUUCCGCCGAGCCCAGAGCGAGGAGAAUUUUAGCCGGUUUGGGAUUUGACCGAGAAAUGCAGGAUCGUGCUACGAAAAACUUCUCCGGUGGCUGGCGUAUGAGAGUCUCCCUGGCCAGGGCGCUUUACAUCGAACCAACGUUGUUAUUGCUCGAUGAACCUACUAAUCAUUUAGAUUUGAACGCGGUUAUUUGGCUCGACAAUUACUUACAAGGAUGGAAAAAGACCCUUCUCAUUGUUUCUCACGAUCAAUCUUUCUUGGACAACGUGUGCAAUGAAAUCAUUCACUUGGAUCAGAAAAAGUUGUACUAUUACAAAGGGAACUAUUCGAUGUUUAAGAAAAUGCAUGUGCAAAAGAGGAAAGAAAUGAUCAAGGAGUACGAGAAACAGGAAAAGCGGUUAAAAGAGUUGAAGUCUUCCGGAUCUUCCAAGAAACAAGCUGAGAAAAAGCAGAAAGAAGCUUUGACCAGGAAACAGGAGAAAAAUAGAACGAAAAUCCAGAAACAAGACGAGGAAAUUACUCCUACAGAGUUACUUCAGAAACCUAAAGAAUAUUUAGUGAAAUUCAGCUUCCCGGAACCUCCACCUCUUCAACCGCCUGUUUUAGGAAUACAUAAUGUUACUUUCGGAUGGCCCGGACAGAAACCUCUCUUCGUAAACACGGAUUUCGGUAUCGACAUGAGCAGUAGAGUGGCAAUUGUCGGACCGAAUGGUGUAGGAAAAUCCACAUUUUUGAAAUUGUUAACAGGAGAUUUGACGCCAGCUGUAGGAGAAAAUAGAAGGAAUCACAGAUUGCGUAUUGGAAGAUUCGACCAGCACUCCGGAGAACAUCUAACCGCUGAAGAAACUCCUUCAGAAUACCUCAUGCGGUUGUUUGAUCUACCCUAUGAGAAGGCGAGGAAGCAAUUAGGAACGUUUGGAUUGGCUAGUCAUGCACAUACUAUUCGUAUGAAGGAUCUUUCCGGUGGACAGAAAGCUCGUGUAGCCUUAGCUGAACUUUGUUUGAAUGCUCCCGAUGUACUAAUUUUGGAUGAACCUACUAAUAAUUUAGACAUAGAAUCAAUCGAUGCUCUGGCAGAAGCCAUUAACGAAUACACUGGUGGCGUAAUAAUUGUUUCCCACGACGAACGAUUAAUAAGAGACACCAGCUGUGCCCUCUACAUAAUUGAAGACAGAACAAUCAACGAAUUGGAUGGAGACUUUGAUGAUUACAGGAAAGAACUGCUGGAAAGCUUAGGAGAAGUAAUUAACAGUCCCAGUAUAGCGGCCAAUGCAGCAAUUGCUUAGGUGAAUUGUUACUGUUGCAAUAAAUUUAAAUUGUUAAAAGUGAAAUUGUUGAUAUUCUAGCUAAUUUCUAAAAAUACAAUAUUUUUCAAUCGCAAUUCAAAGUGAAAUUAUCAUACAUUUGAUGGCCUUAUACAUGAUUAAUAAAUUUUUUUAUUUAUUAUUUAACGAAUCGUAUGUACAACUUUCAUUUUAAAAAUAAAAUCGUUUACCUACCUACGCAUUUCUUAAUAAUGGGAACUCUGCGAAUAGCGAAAAUAGAAUUGUUUAUUCCUUUCAUUAAAUUAAAUUAGUUUAAAUUUAUUUACAAAAGAAACGUUACGUUUGAAUCGAAGAAACACGUACUUAGCGAUUUGGCUUCUAGAAUAAAUUUCUACACACCGGACACGAACUCUUGUAGCUCGUCCUAAACCAUUUGUACUAAAAACAAAUAUGUAUAAAAAUAAAAUCUUCGCAACAAGCACAAUUCUCUUACCAAGCAAGCCGAAUGGAACUUUUUCUUGCACGUCUGACAGGACAACUUCGGCAACUGGUAGGUUCCCGGGUGCAAAACGGCGAAACAGAUGUAACAUUCCUCCACCCCGUCGAAUUUCUUGUCCAAAUUAUUGUUCCACAGGGACAACCCGUCCCAGAUCCGGCCGUUCUGGUGGACCACGCAUUUCUUAAAUUGCAACAACCAUUGCUUGAGGCUGGCGCCGGCGAUCUGCUUGUCGCAACGGACAAACACGCAACCUAAUGGAUAGUUCGGCGGCAGAGUUAUUAUAAGUUCCACCUGCGCCUCGUCCACCGUGUAAAUGGCGAUUAUUUCCCUCGCUCCGGGCAACACGUUCAGC